AUGGCUUUGUUCAAUAUGAACAAAGCCAUAACUAGCUUUGUGAUUAUAGUGAAGUGGCAGAGCCUUUGGUAUUGGAUUCUCUAUGAUUAUACGCAAGGUGGCUUUAAGGUGGCAGAAACAAAAUCUAUUUAUCAACGAGAUGAGGAAGGCGAGAAAACUCGGAUGGUGCGAGGGAAACCUUACCCCGAAUGGCGGAAACCCUGGAUUAAACGAGACGGGGAAUGGAAAAGUAAAUUCUCAGCAUUUAUAGAGAAAAAUCCUAGCCCAGAUGUUAUGUAUGCAUUAUCAAAAUUACCAACCCUAACUAUAGAUGACAUAAGACAAUGGUGGGCUGACAUGAAAGUAAUACAAGAGAUACAGAACCAAAAGCAUUUGCCUGAGAGAGUUGCAACCCUAGGUUCAAACUUAGCUGCUCUUCAUUUCUUUACAUAUAGAGGAUGUGCAGUCAGAAUGAAAGGCUCAAAAGAAUGGGUGUCGGGAGAUGUUUUUACACUUAAUUUACCUUCUAGCUAUGUUGAGGGCCACUAUGUGGAAGCAAUAGAUUGUACAAAAUUUCACCACAAUGGCAUACGCUUUGAGGGAAUUGAGAACUUAGCAGGAUUGAAUUUCCUGAAAUGGCUUUCACUAAAGAAUAAUAAAUAUGUUGAUGUGUGGUGUCUUGAGAGAAUAGCUGUACAGAAUGGUAGAUCUCUUGAGUUCCUUGACAUCAGUGGCUGUAAAUUAUGUGUAGGAUGUAUUAUUGCUAUAUCCAGAAUGAGUGCUUUGAAAUAUUUAGUUAUCACAGACCCAGGACCUGAUGUAGAAGUUCAAGCUGGUAUUUCUAUGCUCGAGCAGAGUAAACCACAUUUAUUGAUAAAAGCCUUAGAACCAAAGAUUGAUUCUUCGAAAAAAUCAGACAAAAAACUGAGUCCAUAAACAAUCCACUUAAAAAGAAUAGUGAAUGUACUAAAAGCAGUCAUUAGAAAGCAUAGUUUGAUUAUGUGAUACACCAGACAAUAUAUAGCCAAGUACACAAGGUUAACCUCAGGAGUAUCAUGCCUGAAUUUGUCUCUAUUCAGAGAUGGAUUUUGCUGGGCCCAAACGUUUACGCCCCUUUUCGCCCGGGCGCAAACCCAUCAUAAACCUUUAUAAAUUGUAAAUAAGAAUAAUCAAAUUAUAGUACAAAAUGUGUAAAUUUAGUAUAUGUUAUUUGUAGGGUGAAACAGUAAUAAAUAAAAUUCUGAUAUGUG
Messenger RNA from Plodia interpunctella (Indianmeal moth), 1229 nucleotides. RefSeq lists its product as uncharacterized. The coding region runs from base 1 to 915 and encodes 304 amino acids. The transcript has 4 exons. The record is from RefSeq and is a predicted model, not a curated record. Lineage: Eukaryota; Metazoa; Arthropoda; Insecta; Lepidoptera; Pyralidae.